Molecule: messenger RNA, 4643 nt
Organism: Cygnus olor (mute swan)
Lineage: Eukaryota; Metazoa; Chordata; Aves; Anseriformes; Anatidae
Gene: FHL2
Product: four and a half LIM domains 2
Exons: 6
Coding region: 306-1145 (279 amino acids)
Biological process (GO): negative regulation of calcineurin-NFAT signaling cascade; negative regulation of transcription by RNA polymerase II
Cellular component (GO): Z disc; nucleus
Molecular function (GO): transcription coregulator activity; transcription factor binding
Source: RefSeq, a predicted model, not a curated record
GGAGCCUACAAGAACGGGUGUCUCCGAUCCUUUUGUCUCCUUAUAUGGUAAAAUGAUAGCGAGGGGUUUCGCUGGGCUGGGGAAGGCAGCAGCCUGCUUCCACACCACGCUGCCUGCAGAGCUGAAAUGAGAAGAGCUGCUCUGGGCAGGCACUAGGAAGCCCCGGCUGGCUGUACCGCUCUCCUCUGCAGGCAGGCCGGUGUGCUCAUUACCCAUUUGUUAAUGGACGUGAUCCCCUGCCCCUGGUCCGGGAGGUGACACUAGCUGCCCGCUGCUGCUCUAAUAGCUGGUCUCCAGACACCAACAUGACUGAACGCUUUGACUGCCACUACUGCAAAGAGUCCCUGUUUGGCAAGAAAUACAUCCUGAGGGAGGACAGCCCCUACUGCUUGAAAUGCUAUGAAAACCUCUAUUCCAACACCUGUGAGGAAUGCAAAAAACCUAUUGGUGCUGACUGCAAGGAUCUGUCUUACAAGGAGCGCCACUGGCAUGAAACCUGCUUUCACUGCUUCCAGUGCAAGAAUUCAUUGGUGGACAAGCCUUUUGCCGCAAAAGAGGAACAUCUACUUUGCACUGACUGCUACUCCAACGAAUACUCUUCCAAAUGCAACGAGUGCAAGAAGACUAUUAUGCCAGGUACUCGGAAGAUGGAAUAUAAAGGCAACAGCUGGCACGAGACUUGCUUUAUCUGCUACCGCUGUCAACAGCCAAUUGGGACAAAGAGUUUCAUCCCGAAAGACAAUCAAAACUUCUGCGUACCCUGCUAUGAAAAGCAGUUUGCUAUGCAGUGCGUCCAGUGCAAGAAGGCUAUCACUUCAGGAGGCGUUACUUACCGGGAGCAGCCCUGGCAUAAGGAGUGCUUUGUUUGCACUGGAUGCAAGAAGCAGUUGUCUGGACAACGCUUUACCUCCAGGGAUGAGUUUGCGUAUUGCCUGAGCUGCUUCUGCAACCUUUACGCCAAAAAGUGUGCUGGAUGCACAAACCCGAUCAGUGGUCUCGGAGGAACCAAGUACAUCUCGUUUGAAGAGCGGCAGUGGCAUAAUGAUUGCUUUAACUGUAAGAAGUGUUCUCUCUCGUUAGUGGGCCGCGGCUUCCUAACAGAAAGGGAUGACAUCCUUUGCCCUGAAUGUGGAAAGGAUAUUUAAAGCUCAAAAUAAGAGGCAGGGAAGAGAGGCAGAAAGCCGCGCUUGCAAUUUAUAGCCUGAAACACACAGAUAUUUGGAAAUAGCUUUGCCCUUCCGUGUUGCGCUAUACUAUUAACAUCACUUAACCUUCCUAUUCAAACUCUCCAAGUACAGAGGGAAAACAAUUUCAGAAUCUCUAGUAGCAGUGAUGGUGUUUAAGAUUUCUGUAGCUAACUAAAACUAAUGCAAAACCUGAGAUAUAAAACCAUUUGGGUGUUACUGACAUAAUACACUUUUUUUUUCCCAUUAAAUAUUCCAGUUUAAGCAUCUGAGUUAAGUUACGAGCAAGUGAUACAGUUCAGUGAUUACAAUGGCCACAUGCAAUAAAUUCAUAGAUGGGUAUUCAGGGUGAAGCCCCCAGCCUGCUGAAAUUAAUGGCAAACACCACUCAAUUUCAAUAAGGCUGUGGUCUCACCUCAGUGUUCUUGAGCUAUGUGACUAGUGUGUGCUGUCAAGUAUGUAGGAAGACUACAGGCGUAGAGGGUGUGUUAAUGUACAAGGAUUUGUGCAAUGUCAUAAAGAGAUAACGAUAAAACAGUUGAAGUGGGAGUGCUUCAUAACAUACAUAUUUUAUUGCAUGACUAGCUGAUCAUCGUGUGAAGUACAAGCUCUGAUUGACAGUGUCAGUAUUACAUUUAGUCGACAUUACACUGCACAUUGUAUUUUUCAAAAUAAAGUCAUUUAAAACAAAAUUGUUAUCAUGGUUUAACUGCAUUUACACACCAGAUAUUUACAAAUAAAAUGCUUUCACAGUCUUAAGAAACAGAAUGGAAGAGCCACACAGACACAAUCCUUUUUGCAUGCCCAAGUCACUAUGAAAUCGCGGAGUUUAAACAAUCCAUGUACAAGCCCUGCUGAUACAGCAGUCUUCUACUAACUGCAGUCACGGGGAAAGUUAUCAGCAAAACCAAACUAUGCGAAAAUACCGAUUUGAUUGCAGCUGAUAAGUGUGUUCAUAGGCUCUGAACUCAAAACCAAAGUAUUCUUUCCAGCAACCACGCUUAAAAAAAUUCAAACAUUUAUCUUUGCAAAAAGUCAGAAGUUUAUCUUCUGACUGGGGCAUGCUUUAAUUUUAUUACGUAUUGCAAUUUGUAAUACCCUUUUCUCUAGCAUCAUUUCUGCUACAUGUUUGCUACAAAGACAAUAAAACUAAGAUGACACAAUCCACGGGAAGACAACCAUCUUCCCAAAACACAAUGUGGCCAUGUUAUGCAAUGCACAAACCCAGUAAACCUUCCCCAUGGAAUUUGCUUGUAUCAUGGAAGAGGAGGAAAGUAACAUCCCUUUUCCAAUGGGAAUCUUUCUUUACUGUGAGGGUGGUGAGGCCCUGGCACAGGCUGCCCAGAGAAGCUGUGGACGCCCCAUCCCUGGAGGUGUUCAAGGCCAGGCUGGAUGGGGCUUUGGGCAACCUGGUCUGGUGGGAGGUGUCCCUGCCCAUGGCAGGGGGCUGGAACUGGAUGGUCUGCAAGGUCCCUUCCAACACAAACCAUUCUGUGAUUCAGUCAUCUUCAAAUGUGAAAUGCAGAAUUAGGAGUGUACUUGCUCUGUGUGUAACUGGGGAAGGUAACUUUGCUCCUAGUUCAUGCCACCAUUCUCAAAUUCGUCCUUUUUUAGUACCAAGGGUACAGUAGUCACAGGUCAUUCCUCUCUCAUUACUUCAACAAACUACACAGUUGCAUUGGACCACACUUGUUUUACUGUACAGUUGGAAGAACUUGGCUGUCUGAUAUUUCUGAAGUGCACACCCUGCUAAUCUGAUCCCACUAGAUAAUUAAAAUCUAUCCUGUAGUGACUUCAUUCUGUGAUGAAGGCUGCAGUCAAGAACAUCCAUAAAAAUCUCCCGACAUCCACACCUCCCAAAGCCGGAGAGCGCCCACCUCAUUUAGCCUCCUCUGGGGUUCUGCCAGUCUUCCAGCACACUGCAGCUCUGCUUGUGUACUUUGCUGAGAGAAAUACUGCUGCUAUCUAAAGGAGCAGCAUAGGGUAGUAAGAAGAGCAUGGCUUGCACCCUACAAAAAGGUUACAGCAGAAAGUAGAAUGGUCCCAGCUUUGGGGAAAGGUAGGUGAAAUAUGGCAAAGCUGGAAAGCGUAUCGGCCUUAAAACAAGACUCUUACCAUGCAACGGCAGCAUCAGGCUGUCAUUCCAGUACACCUCUGCAAAGCACUCCUUAACAAUACCAACACACACACACUCUUCCAGCAACUGGAACUACAACAAAAUAAAACCUCGGCUCUAAACCACUGCCAAGAAGCCACCCACAAAACAGAACUCCUACUGGUUACUGCAAGGAGCAGCACUUCACAUGGUACCAACUGCUGCUAAAACUCCAAAGUAGCCACGGAGCCUUCUACCCUGUAAGUAUUUCUUAAGUUCUAGUCACUUGAAUUCCACUGAAAUAUAACUGCAUAAAAUGGACUGGUCUAAUUACAUCAUAAAAACAAGUCGGAACUACUUGGUUUGCUUUUAACUGAAUUUAUUUAAAUAGGAUAAGGCUACUUAAAAGACAACUCUUUACAUACAAAAUGUACAUUACGUUAAAGUUUGCUGUACUCAAGUACAAAAACUGCACAAGUGUUUAGUAAAAGGGAAACAGCACACCAUAUUUCAAAACACACAUUCUUACCAUUUUACAGCAUUCAAGAAGUGCCUUUUAUGUCACAACAGUGAAUGGACAACUGUCAGUAAUGAAUUAAGCUACAAUUUUUGGUUUCAAUACUAACCAAUUAAAAAAUGUAAACAAGCCUUCAGACCACUACUGACAGCUUCUUUUAGUCAGUUAACUAAGUGGAUUCAGAAGUAGAUUUUUUGUUUUUGUUUUACUAAGUCUGGAAGUAUUAUUGUUUUUUACCAUUCAUAUCUAAAAUGGAUCAGGCUUCAUCCUGAGCCACUGAGAUUUAAUAAAAAAGUUGCCAUCAACUUAACUGGAUGCCUGCCUUAUAAGGCACUACCAAUAAUCCAGAUGAAACCUCAAGUUUCACAGAAAACCAACAUCCACCUUAAAUGAUCAUAAGGGAAGAGAAUAAAAUAUGCAUUUUUUAAGAGUGCAACUACAUACACUAAUGCUCUCAAGGUGGUACUUUGUCUUCCUGACCCUUUCCCUCUCCAACUGUUUGUAAGUUGAGAAAGCACUGGCCUGCAUUCCACAGGUUUUCCCCAUAUUUUAUGAGCAUGAUUAUAACCAGGAAAACAAGCAAAUUUGCUAUAUCGGCACAUUUUUACACUUACAUGUGUAUAAAAUAUGCCUGUGCGUACUAGAGAACAUGGCACUAAUCCAUUCACUACUUCCUCUCAAAGAUUCGUAUCAGACAGCCUAAUAACGUACUUCCGUCUGUGCAUUUCUUAUUUCAUAAGUCAAUAAGAGAAACUUCAAUUUGAAGUAAUGCUGUUAAAUAGUUCAUCUCUUAUUACCAACUUAACCUGCCCCGUAAAUUCUACACUCGUGUUCCGUGCAACAAAAA